Messenger RNA from Saccharomyces mikatae IFO 1815, 9807 nucleotides. It is a transcript of the gene TOM1, whose product is annotated as E3 ubiquitin-protein ligase TOM1. The transcript has a single exon. Gene Ontology annotation, biological process: proteasome-mediated ubiquitin-dependent protein catabolic process; protein polyubiquitination; positive regulation of protein catabolic process. NCBI's taxonomy places the organism in Eukaryota, Fungi, Ascomycota, Saccharomycetes, Saccharomycetales, Saccharomycetaceae. The record is from RefSeq and is a predicted model, not a curated record. Gene Ontology annotation, molecular function: ubiquitin-protein transferase activity. The coding region runs from base 1 to 9807 and encodes 3268 amino acids.
AUGGUACUUUUUACUCGGUGUGAAAAGGCAAGAAAGGAGAAACUCGCUGCUAAUUAUAAGCCGUUAGUCGAUUAUUUGAUUGGCUGUGAUAUUUCUACCUUUUUAGAAAGAAUUGAGACAAUCCAAGAAUGGGACCGGUCAAGAGAUGACCUUUAUGUUUGGAUUCCCAUUCUAGACAGAAUGGAUGAACUCCUCUUAAAAGUGGCAGAGAAAUAUAAUUACAAAAAAGAUCCUAAAAGGGAAUGUGAAGUUAAACUAGUGGAAAUGGAGGAACAUGACGUUGUUUUUUGUCUGAAAAUGCUAAAGUUUACUCGUCGACUACUUUUAAACACAGAGAACAGAUUUGUUUACUCUUCUGGUGAUGUUUUAAUGCAUUUACUAAAUUGUCCGAAUUUUAAAAUAAAAUUAGCGGUCAUGAGAAUUUUAGCCAUCUUAGGAGAAAGAUUUGUAAUCGCAAGAGAGAAAAUAGUAGCACAUAAUAUAUUCGGAGAUCACAACCUCAGGAAAAAGACUCUUAAAUUAGCUUUGUCUUUAUCAUCUUCUGUCAUGGAUGAAGACGGAGAACAUUUCUCUCUUGUAGAUUUGUAUUUUGAUAAAAAGAAAGUUCCUCAAAAAUGGAGAAAAUUAAGAUUUACACACUAUACUUCAAUUGGCAUUAAAAAGUCAAGUCAGCAGAAAAAUAAUACUAAUGAAGCUCAAACGUCGAUUAAGAAAGUUACCAUGACAACCCAAGAGUUAUGUGAUCACUCACUGCAGCAGAUAUUUGACAAAGGUAUGGCUCUUUUGCCAUCUGAAAGUUGGUUUGAUUUCUCAGUAAAAGCCUCAGUGGCGAAGGCUUUCAGUGAUGAUUCAAGUGAAAAUAUCGAUUUGAGAAAUAUAAUUAUUGAAACAAAGUUAAAUGCCAUUGCAUUUAUUAACACAAUUUUCUCACCUCCUCAAGUAAGUUCGAAAUUAUUUGAACUUGACCCUUAUGCUUUUAAUAGUCUAACAGACUUAAUAUCUUUGUCCGAAACUAAAAUACCAAAAGAGCUAAGAACAGAUGCUCUGUUCACAUUAGAAUGUAUAUCCCUGAAACAUGUCUGGUGUUCGGAUAUUAUUAGAAAUCUUGGUGGUAACAUAUCGCAUGGUUUGUUGUUUCAGAUUCUUCGUUACAUUGCCAAAACAUUGAGAGAAGCAACAGAUGAAGUUGAUGAAGAGUAUAAUGUGAGGUUUUUUUACUUGAUAUCAAAUUUAGCUGACGUUAAACCUUUACAUGAAUCUCUUUUUGCUGCCGGUUUAAUUCCUACAUUAUUAGAAAUUGUAUCCAUCAGAAAUUGUCCGUAUAAGCGUACAUUGGCCUCUGCGACUCAUCUUUUAGAAACAUUUAUCGAUAAUAGUGAGACUACCACUGAAUUUAUCGAAAAUGAUGGUUUUACUAUGUUGAUCACUUCAGUGUCCAAUGAGAUCGAUUUUACACUGGAGCAUCCAGAGACAUGGAACCCCCCUAAACAUUCUGUGGUGUAUUACUCAAUCUCUUUCAGAGAGUUGGCAUAUAUUAGAAGUUUGUUAAAACUUGUUCUCAAGCUAUUGAGCACAGAUUCAGGAGACAGGAUUAGAAAUCUGAUAGAUUCACCAAUACUUGUUUCAUUAAAGAAAAUUCUAGAGAAUAAAUCUGUAUUUGGUUUAACACUAAUAACUUACACUCUCGAUGUAGUUCAAAAAGUAAUAAAUAGUGAGCCAACUAUUUAUCCUGUUCUCGUUGAAGCGGGACUUAUUCCUUAUAUUAUCGAUAAUUUUUCAAGAUUACUUGGCCCCUCUGCUGAGUUAUUAAGCUUACUUCCAGAUGUGAUUUCUGCCAUAUGCCUUAAUUCAGAAGGUCUAAAACAAGUCAAAGAAAGGGGCCUCAUAAAGAAUUUAUUUGAUUUCUUGCUUGAUGCUGACCACGCGCGUAUAUUAACUGGUGGGGAUCGUUCCACCGAAUACGGUACUGACAUUGAUGAAUUAGCAAGACACUAUCCAGACUUAAAGGCAAAUAUUGUCGAGGCUUUGUGUGACGUCAUCAGGAAAAUGCCAAGUGCUUAUAAAGAUGAAAGAGAAUUUCUUUUUACUUCACCAGAAGACAAAAAGUUUUUCUUUCAUAGUAAAAACGAGAAACCACUCGCUGAUAAAGAGGAGCAUGAACCCGCUUAUUGGGAAUUAUUGGAUAAGGGUACUAUGCUGGAUACUUUUACUAGCGUUUUAUUUGGUAUGUCUUUGGGAAAUGGUUCUUUCUCACAGGUUCCACAACAUCUAGAAGCGAAAGAUUUUCUGGAUAUAAUAUUCAUGGAAAAUCCGCCUUAUGAAUACUUCACCUCUGUAGCAAUCUCAAAUGUUACCGAGGUUCUCCAGUAUUUGGAUGAGAAGUAUGAAGACUAUGCCUUUAUGGACGUUAUGAAAACUUUAAAUAAUCAAUUAGAGGACCUGACUAUAUUUUUGAAUAGUCCGAAUGAUACGAGCUUUUUCCUGACAGAAGAUGGUGAAAAUUCGGUGCGUUUAUGCCAUUCAAAGCUUUGCCGACUCGCCGCUAUUUUAAACAUUGUUACUAAUGUUUACAUUGAUCUCACAACCCUCUCAUGUAAGAGAAUUAUGCAAAUCUAUGAUUAUUUCGACAAAAAGGGAUUUUCUUUAAUCAAGAACUUAAAAUUACUGUUCCAGAAAUGUGCAUUGGAGGAAAUGUACAUACGUCAACAUAUGCCUGAUUCUGUUAUAAUGGAAACCAUGCCGUUGCCUAUAGUAGAUGUUUCUGGGGAUGGACCGCCACUUCAAAUUUAUGUUGAUGACCCAAAAAAAGGUGACCAAAAGGGAAAAACUACCAGUAUAAAAACAAGAAACUCUCUUCAAGUAAGAACAAUACUGUAUACUUUGCAAUCGAACACUGCAAUUAUAUUCCGUUGCUUUUUAAGGUUAAGCCAUUCUAGAAGUAUGGAUCUAGAACAUAAAGAUCUAACGACAGAAAUUCGUAUCUUUGAGAACGUUGUAGGAAAUGUUAUUGAAAUGUUAGAGGUCAAUGAAAUUGAAGAUCAUCUACCUUAUUUCCUCGUUUUACUGAACUUCAACACUUUUGUCUUUACGAUUCCAAAAGCUUCUCCAAAUUCCACGGAAGUAUUACAGACAAUACCUGCCUAUAUUUUCUACCAAAAGGGAGGUUAUUUGCUUUAUUUGCAAAUUAUAAGAGACCUCUUCACAAGAAUGACAAAAAUAAAAGACCUAUCCUCACUUGAUAACAUAAAUUACAUAGAUGAGUCCAACGGUAUUUUAACCUUGAGCUGUUUAAUAAAUGCUCUAACCUUUUACAAUAAAUCAAUGCAAACUGAAACCAUGGAAAAUGUCCAAAGCAUUGGCAAGUAUUACGUUUCAGUGGAUGAAGAUUACAAUAUCAUGAAAGCUCUUACUGUUCCAAUCAAGGUAAUGGCUUUGGCGAUGAUUUUAGAUUUGGAUAAAUCAGAUGGAUUGUUUAAGACACAGUCCCGUAAUGUGCCCUAUUCCGUUUUCAAGCAACUUCUAAGCAUGCUGAAAAAUAUAUUCACUACAGUAAACAUUUAUACUAAGGAAUUAUAUGAACUGCAUUGGGACCUGAUAUUCCCUCCAAUUAAAAAAAUAAACUUAUUUGAACAGGUUGGUAUUCCUGGUGAUGUUGCAGCGAACUACUUAACAGAAACUGGAGAUGAUCUUCCUGCAGAUAACAGUAUUGGCUUGUUUUCACCAGAACAAUGGGAAAAAUAUAAACAAUUAGUUGGUAGAGAUAAAUCAGUAUACUAUCCACAACCAAUGCAUGCACAAUAUCAUAGAGGUUGCUCUUCGAAAGAGUUAGAUGAAUUAAGGGACACUUUUUUUAAUGAUGGCUUACCAUCUCGGAUUUUUACUGUACUACCAUUCUACCCUAAGCUUGUAAAUGCUUUUGCGAAAACUUUACUACAAAUUUUUACAAAAUACGAUGAACCAACUGAAGUGUUUGCUGGGAAGAUUUUAGAUCGUAUUAUAGAGACAAAACUGGAUGAUCCUGCUACUUUAUCGUCGUUGAUUCAUUUAUUUGGUAUAUUUUUGAACGAGAAAUACAUUUAUCAAAAGGCUUCACACUUGAUGCAGAGGUUCAUUGAAUAUCUUGAAAAGUCCCUGAAGCCAGAACAUGUUAAUACACCUUGGUUUUCGAAGGCUCUUUACGUCUAUGAGAUUAUAUUAGCGAAAUCAGAGCUUCCUCACCUCGAAGAUCUUUCGAAGGACGUUCUCUUAAGAUAUCCUUUGCUUUCUAUGGCGAAAGUUUUCCGUAUACCAGAAUCAAUGAAGCAGAAAUUAUUCGAUACCUUAAUCAGAGUUUCUGAUAUUUCCAAUUUUUAUUCAGCAUUGGCAACAUCGCGCAUACUUAUUUUUUAUUCUAGGGACGAGCUGUAUGCAAACAACAUAGCUAGAUCAGGAAUAUUAUCCAGGAUGCUGAAAGUGAUUGGAAGUUUCCAAAAACUGGACAAAAUCAACUUUCUAGAAUCAUCUUUCCUUUUGUUAAUCAGAAGAUGUUUUGAAACGACUGAGAACGUUGAUACUUUAAUACGCGCAGAAAUCGAUAGAUGUUUUACAGCGAGACCGUUAGGUGAUGGGGACGAUGCUGUACGUGAGUUUACUACUGUUUUAGAGGAAAAGGCGCACGUAGUUAUGCGUAGUCCCUCUCAAUUCAUCGACAUUCUCUGUGAAACAGCCCGAUUCCAGGAGUUUGAUGAGCAAGGUGCUUUGAUUGAUUACUCAUUAAAAAGAUUUUUGAAUAAAGAGGAUAAAAAUUUCCAAACAAAUGCCGACAAAGUAGAUAUCUAUGAGAGAACAGGAAUCAUGCAUUUGUUAUUGUCACAGCUUAUGGCUGCUUCUGAAAAAGACUGGUUAUCCGAACCGACCAAUUCUCUCGACUUGUCUGAGAACAAGAAAACCCAACCAGAUCCAUCAAGAAAUCCUGUUUGUGCUUACAUGAUUUUUCUCUUGAAGCUCUUGGUCGAAUUGGUCAGCAGUUACAAUCAAUGUAAGUUUGAAUUUUUGACCUUCAGUAGAAGAAAUACAUAUGCAGAACGUCCAAGACCAAGAACCACCGCCAUCAACUUUUUUCUAUAUAGAUUACUGGACAAACCUGUUGGUGCUGACCACGAUAAGCAUGAAGCAAAAAGGAGAGAGGUUGUCGGAAUGCUAGCACGUUCCGUAAUAAUCGGUUUCUUAGCCACUGUUCAAGAUGAUAAAACGACCAAGAGUGAUGUCAAACUUGCAGAUCCUCAUAUGAACUUUAUCAGAAAAUUUGCCAUUGAAGCGAUAAUAAAAGCGAUCCGAAAUGCCACUUCUUCUUCCAAGCUUUUAGAAAGCAAUCACUUAAAAUUAGAUAUGUGGUUUAGAAUUAUCACAUCGAUGGUUUAUGUUCAGGCACCAUAUCUUCGCCAACUGCUUGAUUCAAAUAAGGUUGAGGCAGAUCAAUAUCAAUUGUGUAAACUAGUUAUUGACCUUGGUCUUCCAUCAGUUAUCACAGAAGCUAUGGCCAACAUAGAUCUGAACUAUCCCUUUUCCAAAAAAAUUUUCAACGUUGCUGUGGAAGCUUUAAACACAAUCAGUUCGACAAGAAACAAUUUUUCAGAGCUCUUCAAAAUUGAAGAUCAUGAUGAGGUUGACGACGAAGUUGAUGAGUCUGAUAAAGAAGAGAUCCCGGACAUGUUCAAAAAUUCUGCGCUAGGAAUGUAUGAUGUGGAGGAUAUUGAAGAGGACGAUGAUGAUGAUGAUACAUCAUUAAUCGGAGACGAUGAUGCUAUGGCUUUUGUUGAUAGUGACAAUGGGUUUGAAGUAGUAUUUAGCGACGAAGAUGAUGAUAUGGGAGAAGAAGACGAGGAUAGCGCUCAUUCAAGCUCAGAAGAGAACGAAUUAUCUUCAGGAUUGGAAUCAAGUACAACGGGCGGCACAGAUGUGGACUAUGAAGUUGACGAUGCUGAUGAAUUGAUUAUCAAUAUUGAUCAGCGUUCAGGGGAUGAUGAAGAAAUGGCUGACUACGAUAUCAAUAUCAACCAUUCUUCUCACUCUGACAAUGAAGAUGAUGAUUCUAUGGAUGUAAUAGAAGUCUACGACGACGAGCUAAGCUCUGGAUAUGAUGUUGAUUUGAGCGAUUAUGACGUAGAUGAAUCAGAUUGGGACUCCGGAUUAUCCAGCUUAUCCAUUUCAGAUGAAGAAGGUGAAAGUAGCGAGAAUGAGCCUAAUAAUUCUACCAGAAUGGGAGAUUCAAGAAGAAGGUGGUUGAUAGCUGAAGGCGUCGAGCUAUCUGAUGAUUCUCAAGGGGAAAGUGAAGAAGAUGAUAGAGGCGUUUUCCGUGGUAUCGAACAUAUAUUUUCAAAUGAAAAUGAGCCUUUAUUUAGAGUUCAUGACGAGAUGCGUCUAAGAAAUCAUCAUCGCUCAAUUAAUCGUACACAAUUUCAUUCUGCUAUGAGCGCACCUUCUCUAAGUUUACUAAACCGUGGGAGAAGAAAUCAAAGCAAUCUAAUAAAUCCGUUGGGACCUACAGGAUUGGAACAGGUGGAGAAUGAUAUUUCUGAUCAAGUAACUGUUGCUGGUUCAGGUUCUCGCCCAAGAUCUCACCAUCUGCAUUUUUCUGAAGUUCUUGUGUCAGGGAGCUUUUUCGAUGAGCCUGUGCUGGAUGGAAUUAUUUUGAAGUCUACAGUGUCCAGAUGGAAGGACAUAUUUGAUAUGUUCUACGACUCUAAAACUUAUGCCAACUGUAUUAUUCCUACUGUCAUCAACAGAAUAUACAAGAUUAGUUUAGAUUUGCAACUGGAUUUAAAGAGAAAACGUGAACAAGGAAAAUCGAAGGAUAAAAAUUUGCUUUUCCAUGAGCCAAGAGCAGAAAGUCAUAGCAGUGCAGAUGCUAUACCAGCAGAAGAAGAAGACGCUCAACCAAGCACUAUUUCUCAUGAUGAUCAUGAACCUGUAUAUGUUACUAUUCAAGGAUCUGAGGUUGAUAUAGGUGGUACGGAUAUCGAUCCAGAGUUUAUGAAUGCGUUGCCUGACGAUAUAAGAGCCGAUGUUUUCGCACAGCAUGUGAGGGAAAGAAGAGCAGAAGCUAGGCUCAAUUCUGAUCCUAGUGUACACUCUAGAGAAAUUGAUUCCGAUUUUCUGGAAGCAAUUCCUGAAGAUAUUAGAGAAGGAAUAUUGGAUACCGAGGCUGAGGACCAGAGGAUGUUUGGUGGAGUUGACUCCUCAGGUAAUAUAGCUAGAGUUCACAAUGAAGUUAUCAACAAUGACGAAGAAGUUGUCAGGGGUUUAGAUCACGAUAAUAGUAAUGAUCGUAGCAUCGUUGAUUCAGAAAAGAAAAAACCGGCUCGGAUAUACUUUGCUCCUCUAAUUGAUCGUGCUGGAAUUGCUUCAUUAAUGAAAUCAGUAUUUAUUUCGAAGCCUUAUAUUCAACGUGAAAUAUACCAUGAACUUUUCUACCGUUUAUGCUCUAGCAAACAAAAUAGAAAUGAUUUAAUGAAUACUUUUCUUUUCAUUUUAAGUGAAGGUAUCAUAGAUCAACACUCUUUGGAAAAGGUAUAUAACAUUAUCUCCAGCAGGGCUGUAGGUCACACGAAAACUACUACAGUUAGGCAAUUACCUGCAGAUUGUACACCACUUACAGUGGCUAAUCAAACUAUCGAGAUCCUGCAAAACUUGAUUGAUGCGGAUUCUAGAUUAAAAUACUUUCUUAUUGCUGAACAUGAUAAUUUAAUAGUGAACAAAGCUAAUAAUAAGUCUAGGAAAGAAGCGCUUACUGACAAAAAAUCAAGAUGGCCUCUAUGGCAUUUAUUCUCCCUUUUGGACAGAAAGCUCAUUACAGAUGAGAGUGUAUUGAUGGAUCUAUUGACAAGAAUACUACAGGUUUGCACGAAAACACUUGCUGUCUUGUCUGGAAGUUCAAAUGGUAAAGAAAAUCUAAGUAAAAAGUUUCGUUUGCCAGACUUUGAUGAAGAUGAUCUCAUGAAGAUUUUAUCCAUUAUUAUGCUCGAUAGUUGUACUACAAGAGUAUUUCAACAAACUCUUAACAUAAUUUACAACCUUUCUGAACUGAAAGGUUAUAUGGCUAUUUUCACGAAACAUUUGAUAUCUCUAGCCAUCAGUACAAUGAGCAAAUUAAAGAAUGCUCUAGAUGGCCUGUCACAUGAGGUUAGUAUUAUCGCGAACGGAAUGGAGAUGAAUUCAGAACUAUUACAGAAGUUCACCCUUCCAAGUUCUGAUCAAGCGAAGCUUUUGAAAAUUUUAACUACGGUUGAUUUCUUGUACAUUCACAAAAGAAAAGAAGACGAACACAAUGUCAAAGACCUUCAAUCUUUAUAUGACCAAAUGAACAGUGGUCCGGUGUGGUCUUCAUUAAGUGGGUGUCUCUCACAGUUUGAAAAAAGUGAGGCUAUCAACACUUCAGCCACAAUCUUACUUCCGUUGAUUGAAUCACUCAUGGUUGUAUGCAGGCGCAGUGACUUAAGUCAAAACAGAAGUACUGCAAAUAAAUAUGAAGAUGCUAAACUAUUAGACUUUUCCAAGACCCGUGUCGAAAACCUAUUUUUCCCAUUUACAGAUGCCCACAAGAAGCUACUGAAUCAAAUGAUUCGUUCAAAUCCUAAAUUGAUGAGCGGUCCUUUCGCACUAUUGGUCAAGAAUCCAAAAGUCUUGGAUUUUGAUAACAAAAGGUACUUCUUUAACGCCAAAUUAAAGUCUGAUAACCAAGAACGUCCUAAAUUACCCAUUACCGUUCGCCGUGAGCAGGUUUUCUUAGACUCUUACCGAGCUUUGUUUUUCAAAACUAACGAUGAAAUCAAAAACUCUAGAUUAGAAAUAACAUUUAAGGGAGAAAGUGGUGUUGAUGCCGGCGGUGUAACCAGAGAGUGGUAUCAAGUGCUUUCAAGACAAAUGUUCAACCCCGAUUAUGCUCUUUUCCUUCCUGUUCCAUCGGAUAAAACUACAUUUCAUCCCAAUCGAACAUCAGGUAUUAAUCCUGAGCAUCUUUCUUUCUUUAAAUUUAUCGGGAUGAUUAUAGGGAAAGCAAUUAGGGAUCAGUGCUUUUUGGAUUGCCAUUUUAGUCGUGAGGUAUACAAAAAUAUUCUAGGUAGACCGGUGUCAUUGAAAGAUAUGGAAUCUCUGGAUCCGGACUAUUAUAAAUCAUUGGUGUGGAUUCUAGAAAAUGAUAUCACGGGUGUUAUAGAAGAAACAUUCUCUGUGGAAACUGAUGAUUAUGGUGAACAUAAAAUUAUUGAGUUGAUUGAGGGAGGUAAGGAUAUAAUUGUUUCGGAAACCAAUAAACAGGACUAUGUAAAAAAGGUUGUGGAAUAUAAACUUCAAACAUCUGUAAAAGAGCAAAUGGACAACUUUUUAGUGGGUUUUUAUGCUCUCAUAUCCAAAGACCUUAUCACUAUAUUUGAUGAGCAGGAAUUAGAAUUGUUAAUCAGUGGUUUGCCUGAUAUUGACGUCGAUGACUGGAAAAACAAUACCACUUAUGUGAAUUACACUUCAACCUGUAAGGAAGUCAAUUACUUCUGGAGAGCAGUUAGAUCGUUUGAUGCAGAGGAACGUGCUAAGCUGUUACAAUUCGUUACCGGUACUAGUAAAGUACCACUAAAUGGAUUCAAAGAACUAAGUGGUGUGAAUGGUGUUUGUAAGUUUUCCAUUCACCGUGAUUUUGGCUCAUCAGAAAGACUGCCGUCAUCACAUACCUGUUUCAAUCAAUUGAAUUUACCCCCCUAUGAAUCAUAUGAAACUUUGCGUGGUUCCCUGCUAUUGGCGAUUAAUGAAGGGCACGAAGGGUUUGGUCUUGCUUGA